AUGGCAACGAAGGGGCCAGACAAACCAUAUCCAACUCAAGCUCACUUGAAAAAAUUAUGGGAUCGGAACAGCUACAAGCCCAGAAAAUAUGUUGAAGCUCAGGCUAAGACAGCGGGGCGGUCGCUGAGUCGCGGGGUGGUUGCGGCGGCUGCCGCGACGACGGUGGACAGCAGCGACGAAGAGGAGUUGGGAGUUGAGGGGCAGGCAAACCUCUUCGCACCCUCGUCGGAAGUUGGCGAGUCGACGAACAAGCUGACCCUCAUGAUGUCAACAGACAAAAAGGAGACGAAUAUGCUCGGCAGCGGACAAGACCCAAACCAGCAAAUCGGCUUUCUGCCCGAGAUCAUGAGCAUGUCCCAGAUCGGCAACACCAUGCUCGACCGAGUCAACAUCUUCUCCAAGAGCUCGGAGUCUUACCUUCCCGACUGGCUGGCCGACAAGACGAACCCGGCAAAGUGCCUCAAGCAGAUGGGAUUCAGGCCAAAGAUGCCUAUCGCAUGCAUCAACUCGAUGGGCGGCUGCCAGCUAGAGGUGCUGGAGUCCACCCUCCGGCCCAAGUGGGUGGGAGGGAAGGUGGUGCUGGACCUGCCUAUGGUGACCGAGGGAUUUCUCACGAACCAGUUCAGCAUGUACACCGGCUCCGCGUGGAAGAGCAAGAUGAAGGACAUCCUCGACCAGACGGAGGACAACGUCUUGACGCAAGACGAGCUGCGAGGCUUCAUCGAGGCACACGACAGCCUAAAGAAGGACGCGGACGUGCAGAGCUGCCUAAAGCAGAUCGAGUCGAGCGGGGCGACCGAUGAUGCCAUGCUCAGCUUGCUCGAGCCGGUGAAAGGACAACUCAUCCAGGCGGCGACGGAGGAGCAGUUUGACCAAGGCGGAAUCAGCGAGUACACUGUCUAUGCGCAGGCCGUGUACGCGCAGCACAUGGAGAUGGUUGACGGCUGGAAAGACCCGAGCGGUAUCAAGGUGCGGCCUGUCGAGGAGCCAAACAGCCUGGACACUAUCAUGGCCAUGUCGGACUUGCCGAUCAUCAAGGACGUGUCGGCCCUGAUGGGGCCGAUCCUGGCGCCGUUGGUCGAGUUUGGGUACGAGCCGGGCAAGAACAUCCGCGCAUUCCCGUACGACUGGCGCGCGGCACUCUCCAAGCUGGAAGCGCGCGACAAGUACUUUUCGCGGAUGGUGGACGGCAUCGAGAGUAUGGUAAAGAGCAACGGCCAGAAGUGCGUCGUGAUGAGCCACUCGAUGGGCGGGCGCAUCGCGCUGUACUUUUUUCACUGGAUGACCGACUCAUCGUUCGGCAAGAGCAAGGGCGGCAAGCAGUGGCUCGACGAGUAUAUUCACUCGUUUGUGCCCAUCGCGUCGCCGAAUCUAGGGGCGGCGAGCGGCUCGAUCCAGCACAUCUUCCCCGGCACCGUCAUGGGCUUGUGUCCGGCGGUGCUGAACGCCGCCGACGGCCUGGCGAUGAUUCGCUCGAUGGCCUCCAUCUGCUCGCUGUGGGGGUCGGGUAAGAAUCUCAUGUACACCGCAGGCUCACACUACUUCUUCACGCGCAAGCAAGGCGCCUUCCACAUCGAGCUGCUCAGCGCCACGUACGACGAGAGCGUCACAGGCGACACCUAUGUCAAGUUGGAGGUGGCCGGAAAGUCGGUCGUACUCAAGUCCUCCACGAAAAAGGGCCCGACUCCGACCUUCGGCAACAUAUUUCAGUUCUCCUGGGAGGAGGGACCGGACGAUGCCGAGAACCGGACGCUGCACAUCAAGUUCCUCCAGAAGCGGGGCCUCACCGGGCUCAGGGACCACGUCUUUGCCGAGACGCACCUCGCCUUCUCCAACACGCCGGAAGGCGGCGUCACGGCGAUCAGCGUGGGCGCCCUCGACGACUCGGUUAAGCUGUACUCAGCCCCCGGCUCGUGGUCGUUGCUCGACGGCGUGGCGGUGGGCGACUCGGUCAAGCUCAAGAUGCGCGUCAAGUGGAUCCCCUCGAAUGCGCCAGUCCCCAAGUUUUACGAGAUGAGCGCCUCGUACAGCUUUGCGACGCACAGCAGCUGGUGCACGGGCUUGGGCGGCUCAGGCGACGAGGGCACGUCGGAGGAGAAGCAGCAGCUUCUGAAGGAGGCGGGGAUCACAGAGUGGGUGCCGAGCGGCAAGCACGAGUACGACGCCCGCUCCUUUGGCGACAUGCUCGCCUUGGAGGAGCUGCCCGCCCUCCACGCGCAGCUGACGGACCUGUGCGCAAAGGACCUGAUCUUCAGAAAGACGGCCGAUGGGCUGGCGCCAGCCCUCAAGCUCGUGCUGCCCAUCUACGGCUGCGAGGUGGACACCGACAUCGGUCUCGUGAUGACGAGGAAGGACGCGGUUUGGGAGGCGGGCCAGCGCCUCAACUACUUCGAGGAGGACCACGAGGCGGAGAUGCACACACCGGGGUACAAGAUUGUCAAGGGGACAGUGCGAGAGGUGCCCGGCGAGUGCCCCCAGGCGAGCGAUACGGAGGGCAAGAAGUUUGGUGAGCUGUUUCGGUCGGGCGACGGCACUGUCCCGUACUGGAGCAAUCGCUCACCCGAGAAGUGGGCGAAGGACGGGUGUCAGGUCAACAUCAUCGAGGUCAAGGGCGCCGGCCACCGCACGAUCAAUGAGCAGGCCGCCGCCCACUUCUCUGUGAUCAUGCACGUUGCGGACGAGCCCGACGUCACCCUGAGGGUCGAGGAGCUGCUGAUUACGGACCCGUUCGACAAAGUCGCCGCGAAGAAGAACCCGUACGACAAGAAAAAGAUGUCGCCCACCCAGGUGGGAACCUUUUUGGGGCAGACCAGCAGCGCGGACGCGCUCAAGGUCUACGUGAGGGUGGACUUUGGCGGGCAAAAGGUGGAGACAGCGGCGGUCUUGAUGGACCAGUGCACGGGAAGGGUCCCGGCCGAGCAGCUCUUCGGGUCGACACGGGAGUUUGUCUUUGACCCCACCUAUCAGGUCGAGGCAACGGUCAAGGUCAAGACGUGGAAGGGCAUGUGGGCGGGCGCGGGCUCAAAAUUGGCAGGCACGAAAUCGGUCAAGAUCAACUUCUACGAGAUGAUCACUGCGAGCACCACCAAGGGGUUGAUAGAAUUAAAGUUUGCUGAGGGCGUCACGGUGAAGCUGUCAGUCGUCGGGUUCGAGGCGGGCGAAAAGCCGGGCUGCUGCCACUUGGGCAACAAGUGCGGCUGCUUCUGA
Molecule: messenger RNA, 3207 nt
Organism: Emiliania huxleyi CCMP1516
Lineage: Eukaryota; Haptophyta; Isochrysidales; Noelaerhabdaceae
Exons: 1
Coding region: 1-3207 (1068 amino acids)
Biological process (GO): lipid metabolic process
Cellular component (GO): cytoplasm
Source: RefSeq, a predicted model, not a curated record